AUGCAGCAUCCACCAAAAAAGACCAGUAGAUACCCAAAAGAUUGGUUACACUGUAUCACCCAACCUAUCCAAUACAUACCUGCUGUCAUACUUGGAUUACUCCUCAAUCUCUUGGAUGCUAUCUCUUAUGGUAUGAUCACAUUCCCUUUGAAUAACCCCAUAUUUGCUGCCUUUGGUCCUGAUGGAAUAUCCAUGUUCUUUGUGAGUUGUAUCAUAUCACAACUAGUUUACUCUUGUGGCGGAAGCGUGUUUGAUGGUGGAAAUGGAAGCAUGAUGAUUGAAGUCGUACCCUUCUUACACAUAAUGGUCGAAAAGAUUAUCAGCGUUACGGGCACAGAGAAUUCAAAUACAGUCAUCUCUUCUACCAUGGUUGCAUUUGCACUCAGUAGCAUCAUGACCGGACUCGCCUUCUUCUUACUAGGCGCACUUAAACUAGGUUCAUUCAUCGGUUUCUUCCCUCGUCAUAUACUUGUAGGCACUAUUGGUGGCGUUGGUUGGUUCUUGAUCGCAACAGGAAUCGAAGUCGCUGGUAGACUCGAUCAAAACCUGGAAUACACGCUUCCUAUGCUCAAGAAACUCUUUCUGGAUACACAUGUUCUUGCUCUCUGGAGCUCGGCAUUUGCUGUCGCCAUCCUGCUUAGAAUGAUUCAAGCUCGUGUGACCUCUCCAUUGGUUGUGCCACUCUUUUUCAUGGUUUUACCAUUAGCAUUCUAUCUGAUCGCCUUUAUCUUUGGCCUCGAUCCAAACAGGUUAAGAGAUCAAGGAUGGAUUUUUCCCUUGGUAGAGAGCAAUACGCCGUUCUGGCAUUUUUAUACACUGUAUGAUUUUAGGGCUGUAAACUGGCGAGCUGUUGCUGAAACACUACCGGCUAUGCUAGCAUUGACCUUCUUUGGUGUGUUACAUGUUCCCAUCAAUGUUCCUGCACUUGGCGUUUCAACUAAUAAGGACGACGUCAAUGUUAAUCGUGAAUUAGUAGCUCAUGGUAUAUCCAACGCUGUCUCGGGUUUGUUUGGUUCAGUGCAAAAUUACCUGGUCUACACCAACUCUUUGCUCUUUAUCCGCUCAGGAGGAGAUAGUCGUGUUGCAGGCAUUAUGCUUGCUGGGGCCACGGCGAUUCUAUGGAUGAUUGGCCCUUGGAUUGUUGGCUACAUCCCUGUGAUGGUCGUCGGUAGCUUAAUUUUUCACUUGGGUCUUGAUCUCUUAAAGGAAGCGUUGGUUGAUACAUGGCACGCAGUUCACUACUUGGAAUACAUCACAAUUUGCGGUAUCGUCGCCUGUAUGGCCGUCUUAGGCUUUGUCGAGGGUAUCUUGGUCGGUAUCAUUAUGGCCUGUAUUUUCUUUGUUGUUCAAAAUGCACGUAGCAGUGACACCAUCCGCGCAACUUAUACUGGGCAAUUCAUGCGGUCAGCCGUCCGUCGCCUGUACCGCCAGGAAAAAUAUUUGAACGAGGUAGGCUGUCAAAUCCAAGUGGUCAAGCUUCAGGGCUACCUCUUCUUUGGCACAAUCGAUCAAGUAGAGCGAACAAUUCGCGCGAUGUUGGACGAGCAUGCAUGGGAUAAGCACCCGAUCCGAUUCUUGGUGCUUGAUCUUCAGCUCGUACAAGGCGUUGAUUUCAGUGCGGCCGAGGCAUUUGUGCGUAUUCGUCGGCUACUGCGCACACGCCAAGUGUACAUGAUCUUUUGCAACGUUGGACAAGACGCACAAAAGGCACUGAUCAAGGCUGGUGUGUGGACAGACCAACAAGACUCGGAAGGGGAUGAUCUCAAGUGCUUUGAGCGUCUAAUGGACGCGAUCGAAUGGUGUGAGAAUAUGCUGUUAUCAGUGUACUUUAGUAAAAAAGCCAAGUUUCAUGAUUCUGAUAGAAAACACGAACACUUCCCACUCUUUGGAUCUUCGCCUCGUAAUGAUAUGUUAAAUCAUGCCAUUCACCACAUCUUGAAAGGUAAAUAUAUAUAUAAUGUAUAUCUUAUAGUCAACUCACUCAUUUAUAUCCCAGACUCCCAUCCGACAUUAGUACACAGCAAUGCAACUCAACCUACGCUCAUCUUGGUUCAAACAUUUGGUGACAUAUCCGAUAAUGUCUCUGUCGAAUUCUUUCACAAGCUUAGCCGUUACUUUGAACGUGCCACUGUCAAGAAAGGAGAAUUAAUUUAUAAUCAAGGCGAUACGUGUGACAGUCUAAUCGUGCUGGAACAAGGUUCACUGCGAUGUUUGAUGACCAUCCUAAAGGAACCAGUGACAGUUGAGACAAUACUGCCUGGCACUGUCGUAGGCGAAAUGGGAAUGUUUACCUCCAGCCCAGCGCGCACGCGAUCAUUGAUUGCCGAUCAAGAUUCUGUCUACUGGAAGUUGACAAAAUCAUCCUUUGAUCGCAUGCUUCAGGAAGACCCACAGACGGCCAAUCAAUUUGUAUUUCUAACAUUAUACUUUUCUUCUGAACGAUUGGAUAUCAUGACAAGAUACGCAUACCUCUUGCAUUAA
Messenger RNA from Rhizopus microsporus ATCC 52813, 2481 nucleotides. RefSeq lists its product as uncharacterized. NCBI's taxonomy places the organism in Eukaryota, Fungi, Mucoromycota, Mucoromycetes, Mucorales, Rhizopodaceae. The transcript has 8 exons. Bases 1 to 2481 code for a protein of 826 amino acids. Gene Ontology annotation, cellular component: membrane. The record is from RefSeq and is a predicted model, not a curated record.